ACAUUUUUUUAAUUUUAAAAUUAAAAACAUGGUUCACAUAAAAGUAAAUAUACAGCUGUUACUUUUGAAAAUAUGCUUCUUCUUUGUGUUUGCAUGUUUAGGACCUACAGUUGGAUUUUUACCUACAAUAGCAAAACAAUUAGGAUACUCAUUAACAACUUUUGGCGUGACUAUGACGUUCAUGUCGUUAGUAUCGAUGAUUUGUGUACCUUUGACUGGUGUCAUUGUUGAUAAAUUUCGGAUAAAAAAAAUAUUAUUGUUAGUGGUCAUACUUGGAUCAGGAGUGGUUUCAUUAUUGUUCUUGUUCGUACCGAAAGCACCUUUGGACGUAGACACAACCGAAUUAAAAUGUGACGCAGAAACUAUUUUCACUGUUUUCAACGAAAAUAAUUUAAAAAUGACGAGUAAUAACACUAUAAACUAUAAUAGUAGUAAUGAAAUAAUAACGUGCAAGUUAAAAUGUCGAUACGCAGAGUUAUGUAGUGAUUAUGAAAUAGUUAAUUUAAACAAUCAAUCUGACUUGAGCGAUUCAUGGAUAAGUACAAUUAAUGAUAUCAAAAAUCAAAAUAAAUACAACCAAAUCGACUUGACAUUAAAAUUGAAAAAUAUGGAAAAAAAUAUGAAACAAAUUGCAAAUUCAUACGUAUUUCAAGUAUUAUCUAUUCAAAUGAAUGAUACGCAAAUACUUUCACCGACCUGUCAAUGCUAUUUAAAAACAUUUUGUCAUGUUAUGAAUUGUUCAAAUAAUAAUAAUAUAAUGGACAUAGCUGCUGUCACAACAUACAGAGGAAAUGUUCUUAACUUGUAUCAAUUUUGGAUUUUUUUCAUACUCGUUGCCACAAACUGGGCCUGUCAAACGGUUAUAGUUUCUUUAAUAAAUCCUAUUUGUCUCGACACGUUAGGAGAAAAAUCUUCAGAGGAUUUUGGAAAACAAAAAUGUUGGGCGUCAAUUGGUUGGGGAAGUUUUUCUAUAUUUAUCGGGUGGCUCGUGGAUAUAUUUAGUAUUAAUAAAAAAGAUAAAGAUUAUUCACCAGUAUUUUAUUCAAACAUUAUAAUGACAAUUCUUAAUUUUGGAGUAGUAUAUAAAAUAAAAGUCGUUGAAACGAAUAAAUCCAAAGGUAGAUGGAAGAAUAUGUAUGGCUUGUUUACUGAAUAUUAUAUGAUUUCCUUUUGCAUAUGGUCAAUAUUCAACACGCUUUUUCAUACAAUAGUAACUCACUUUCUAUUUUGGUACAUGGAAGAUUUAGUUUCUGCUAAUAAUGAUCAUAAUAAACAAGCAUGGUUAAAAACACUUCAAGGUCUAGCUCAAGGCAUCCAAUGUUUCGGCGGUGAAAUACCAUUUUUUUUCUGGUCUGGUUGGAUAAUUAAAAAAUUUGGUUAUGGCAACUGUAUGGCCAUAGUGCUAGGAGCUAUGGCUAUAAGAAUGUAUCUGUAUACAGUCAUAUGGAAUCCAAUUUGGAUUAUUGCUAUUGAGUUAUUGAAUGGAGUGUCGUAUGCGUUGGGAUUCGCGGUGAAAAUGUCAUAUGCAAAAAUGUUGGCACCUCCAGACACACUUAACACCAUUAUUGGGUUUAUAGGAUUAUUCGAUUGUAUAGGUGAAUCUAUAGGUAGUCUACUGGGUGGAUAUUUAUUCGACACAUAUGGUGGAGUGUGGUCGUUUCGAUUUUUUGCUUACACGUCUAUUGUUAUGUGUUUUAUAAGUAUAGUAACCAAUUAUUUUGGAUUGGUGAAGGAACCCAUUACUGUAAAAAUUAAUGCUGAAUCGACAAAUAUGGAUAUGAAAAUUACUAAUAAUGAUAUAGACAAAAAAAUAUGAUUUUUUUUUUAAAAAGUAGUUGGUAUAUUUUUUACAAAUGUCCUACUAACUACAAGUGAAGUAUACUUAGAAACGCUGGUCUAUCAACUAUUUGCUCAUCUCAGUUUAAAUAUUUGUAUGCUUAAUGUUAUAACUAUAAAUAAAUAUUUUAUUAUUUAUUUGGUUAUAAUUACGCGAUCAAAAAUCGGUUUUCAUACAUAACAAUAUUCAGAUAAAUGUACUGCUUAGAAAUAAGAAAUUAGAAAUGUGUGUAUUAAUAAAAUAAAUAAUC
Messenger RNA from Melanaphis sacchari, 2087 nucleotides. Its product is annotated as major facilitator superfamily domain-containing protein 6-like protein A. The record is from RefSeq and is a predicted model, not a curated record. Gene Ontology annotation, cellular component: membrane. Lineage: Eukaryota; Metazoa; Arthropoda; Insecta; Hemiptera; Aphididae. The coding region runs from base 29 to 1816 and encodes 595 amino acids. The transcript has 8 exons.